Messenger RNA from Melitaea cinxia (Glanville fritillary), 1415 nucleotides. Its product is annotated as odorant receptor 46a-like. The record is from RefSeq and is a predicted model, not a curated record. The transcript has 8 exons. Gene Ontology annotation, molecular function: odorant binding; olfactory receptor activity. Gene Ontology annotation, cellular component: plasma membrane. Gene Ontology annotation, biological process: detection of chemical stimulus involved in sensory perception of smell; sensory perception of smell. NCBI's taxonomy places the organism in Eukaryota, Metazoa, Arthropoda, Insecta, Lepidoptera, Nymphalidae. The coding region runs from base 1 to 1176 and encodes 391 amino acids.
AUGUACGACACUUUUCAAGCUUUCAGACCUCAUUUCAAUACUUUAGCCAGAGUUGGAUAUUUUAAAAUAGUUUCUGGUACACCAAAUAAAUUUCAUAAUUAUUAUAGAUGUUUUGUUUGGUUUUGCGUACUUACAUACAACUUGCAGCAUAUUAUACGUGCUGUACAGGCCAGAAACUGCACUAAGCAACUCGUCGGAACUCUGUAUCUCUUGCUGACAACUUUGAAUACGCUUGGGAAGCAAUUAUCCUUUAAUUUAAGAAUACAACGGGUUGAAAAUGUCAUCGAUGUUAUUAAUAAUGAGCUUUUUAAACCAAGAAACGCUUGCCAUGAAAAUAUGAUGCGAGCUAAUGCCUUAUCAAUGUCUCGCCUUUUAAACUUUUACCACAUCGCUGUUUUUAUUUGCACCUUGUUGUUUAUAGGCUACCCACUUAUAGACAAUGCUUUAGGUAAUGAAGUCUACCUUACAGGAUAUUUUCCUUUCGAUACGAGCCAUUCCCCAACGUUUGAGAUAGCUGUAAUCUACUUGGGUGUUGUCAUAUCAUUACAAGCAUACGGUCAUGUUACAAUGGACUGUACAAUAGCUGCCUUUUAUGCAUACGCUCAAACGCAGUUAAAAAUAUUAAGAUACAACUUAGAGCACCUUGUCGAUGAAUAUCAGGUCCAAGGAGCUAAUUUUAUAUAUUUUGUUGACAAUGAUACUGAAUUGAGACGAAUGUUGAGAAACAAAAUUGUCUCCUGUAUAAAGCAUUACGAACAAAUUGUCUGGUUUGUCAAAGAAAUUGAAUCUAUAUUCAAUGAAGCAAUGAUUGUACAAUUCUUUAUAGUGGCUUGGGUUAUUUGCAUGACUCUUUACAAGAUUGUCGAACUUCCUUUACUAUCAGUAGAAUUCAUUUCAAUGGCUGUAUACUUAGGAUGUAUGUUGUCGCAACUUUUCAUUUACUGUUUUUAUGGGACACAUCUUACGGUAGAGAGUGAUUUAAUAAAUGAGUCAGUCUAUCAGUCGGACUGGUUAUCAUUGUCACCCUGUUUUCGUCGCCGACUGCUUGUGCUGAUGGAGCGAUUUAAGCGCAAGAUAGAGCCUCGCACAGCUCGUGUGAUUCCAUUAUCUGUGGACGUCUACAUUUCUGUCUUGAGGUCAUCUUAUGCACUCUUUACUAUUCUAAAUAGAAAAUAGUAUUGUAUUUUAUCAAGAAGUGUACCUAACAAUGUAUGUUUUACCUAUAUAAAAUCAAUUCUAUCAAAUACAUAAGAUAAAGUGGAGUGUAUAAUCGCUAAAACUAAGAAUAGACUAUAUCCAUUCCUGUUCUUGUUUACACCGAAUAUUAAUGAAACAUAUGUUUUUCAUAGUUUUUCGAUCGCCAAAACAUUGUAUUGUCAGAAUUCUAUCAGAAUAAAGAAAGCUUUCUAUAAAUA